Molecule: messenger RNA, 1461 nt
Organism: Ananas comosus (pineapple)
Lineage: Eukaryota; Viridiplantae; Streptophyta; Magnoliopsida; Poales; Bromeliaceae
Exons: 3
Coding region: 178-1233 (351 amino acids)
Source: RefSeq, a predicted model, not a curated record
UCGUAUUUUUUUUUCUCGUAAAAAAUUUGUUAAUCACUACUAGCGGCCGUGAUCGGAAGGAGAAAUAGAGGAGGGAGACUAAAGAAAUCGCGCGUUUGAUCUCUCGUUCUCGAUCGUCUUCUUCAUCGCUUGCGCAUCAAGAGAAUAGUGACUGGCAUUCGCAACAAACCCUCAAUCAUGAGAUUCAAGAAAGGGAGCAAAAUUGAAGUACAAAGGAAGGUGGAGUCUCAUAUGGGUUCCUGGUGGCCUGCCCAGAUAAUAUCCGGUAAUGGGCGCCUCUAUCAUGUUAGAUACGAGUACGACCAAUGCUAUCGGGACAAGUGUACAGCUGUGGAGAGAGUGCCAAGGAAGGCAAUUCGACCCUCUCCUCCUCUAAUGGCGGAUCCGCUAGAUUUGGCGUCCGGUGACAUCCUUGAGGUCUUCGACAAUGGCUCGUGGAAACUCGCGGAGAUGACGAGGGUCGUCGAUGGGCAUCAUUAUUUUGUUCGACUUCUUGAUUGCUGCGAGGAGUUUGAAGCCCAAAGAUGCAACCUUCGACUACGGCAGCUUUGGCAUGAUGACCAAUGGAUUCUGAUUCCUAAGGAUUGUGGAAAGCAAACUGGUAGAACAUUCAAAGGAGAAAAGUUUUCUCCAGGCAUGAAGAGAAAAUCACCGGUCCUAUCGCGUCCUGCCAAGUCAAUCGAUGGAGCUAUCGAAAAGCAGCGAGCAGUCAAGAGAAGAAGAUGUGAACAACUGGUGGCAGGACAUUCACCUCAUUUAUGGGAGAAGGUAGAUGCUGUUGCUUCCCCAUGCAUAAUGCAGGGUGACAAUAACAUGCAUUCUUCCUUAAACGACAGAACAACUGGCUUUUUUCAUAUGGCUGCAAGUAGGAGAAUUCCAGAACCUAGCUGUGCUGAGAUUACCUCAUCCUCUGUUGGUAGUUGUAGUGUCGGUGAUAGUUCCUAUCGCUAUCCUAUUGCUGAUCCAGUUCAGGACUUUCACGAUAAUUGGGAUGACGCUGAAUCUUCUUGUUGCCAUGGAAGAAAACAACCUAUUCCUUCAGAAAAACUGCUUACAACACAAACACGCUUGUUUGAGUUGUCUGCCUACCGUUCCACUUUGAUCGCGUUGUACGUUUCUGGACCCAUAAGUUGGGAACAGGAAGCAUUGAUGACGAAUCUCCGCAGUGUAUUAAACAUCUCUGAUGACCAACAUCGUUUGGAGCUGAGGAACUUAGCAACUUGUGCCUUCUGAAGUACCUUCUUGCUAGCCCAAAGCCAUCUCUAGGUUAAUCUUUUAUACAGUGGUAUAUGUCUCAAUGUUGUUUUAUUUGUUUCUUUCGCUGUAUAGUGGGAAACCACUUUUAGCUGCCUCUUCACAAGUUUACAUUUCUCUGUAUUUCGAUGAAAAGGGCAGAAUACUUGGAAAAGAAAAUUGUAUCAUAACUAAUUAAAAACAUUGAGAAAUAUUUUUUUUGAUGUA